Molecule: messenger RNA, 390 nt
Organism: Zymoseptoria tritici IPO323
Lineage: Eukaryota; Fungi; Ascomycota; Dothideomycetes; Mycosphaerellales; Mycosphaerellaceae
Exons: 1
Biological process (GO): mitotic cell cycle
Cellular component (GO): mitotic spindle; DASH complex
Source: RefSeq, a predicted model, not a curated record
CUCUCAGCCCGCAACGCGCAGCUAUCGGCCGAACUCGCCCGCAUCCGCUCAAUCAACACAACCAUCGAAUCCGUCACCUCCUCCCUCCAGAUCGCCAAAUCCAACAUGUCAACCAUCCACACCACCGUGUCCAACGCCUCCACCUUACUCGCGACCUGGACCCGCAUCCUCUCGCAAACAGAACAUAAUCAACGACUCGUUCUCAACCCGGCAUGGCAAGGCGCGACGAGGGAUCUGGAAGAUGCGGAGAAUGAGGGGUUGAGGAGACAGGUUGAAGCGGAGAGGAGGGUGUUGGAGGAGGAGAGGAGGAAGGUGGAAGAGGACAGGAGGAGGGAGGAGGAGGAGAGGAGGAAGGUUGUGGCGCAGGAGGUGAGGGGUGGGGUGGGGAGG